AUGAACUAUUCAGACCUCCAAUCAUUCAGGCGACUCGGCCUCGAGUACGGCUUUGUUUAUCACAAAGCCUUCCACUGGCCAACCAACCAAGUUUACGUUCUCGAAAGCUUUAUAAGCGAAUGCAUAUCCGGCAACGGCCCUGAAAUCCGCCAACAGAUCGAGAUCUUCCGCCACGUGGACCGCCCCAAUGUGAUGAAAUUCGUCGACAGCUUCGAUCUUGGCUACGAUCAUAUUGAACUCCUCUUAGAGUUCUUCGAUGGUAAGCCGCUUGACCAAUCUUGUAUUACCGACAAACAGAUACUUUCCAAAAUGGCGAAACAAAACUUAAGAGGGCUUUCUUAUUUACAUAAAUGUCGCAUUGCUCAUAAGGGUAUUAAGCCUUUGAGUUUGUUUAUGGAUUCAAGACACAAGGUGAAGAUUACAGACUUUGUUGCGAGUAAUAUCGAAGGAAGUGUAGCUUAUAUGAGUCUCGAUUACCUUUUUGGGAAGUGGAGACUUAACGAUGAUUUGAUUGAUGAGUGUAGUGGAGAUGUAUGGGGUUUUGGUAUAACUAUGUUGGCGAUUUAUAUGGGAAAGCUUUCACAUUCUUUGAAGGAAAGGGAUUGGGCAAGUUUGAUGUUGGCAAUUUUAAAGUCACCGCCACCGGAGGCAUCGCUUACGGCGUCCGGGGAGUUUAGGGAUUUCAUUGGUUGUUGUUUGCAGAAGGAAGCCACUAGGAGGUGGCGGCGGAACAGUUGUUGCAGCAUCCGUUUAUACUGA
Messenger RNA from Pistacia vera, 759 nucleotides. Its product is annotated as mitogen-activated protein kinase kinase 5-like. The transcript has a single exon. Gene Ontology annotation, molecular function: ATP binding; protein serine/threonine kinase activity. Bases 1 to 759 code for a protein of 252 amino acids. Gene Ontology annotation, biological process: protein phosphorylation. NCBI's taxonomy places the organism in Eukaryota, Viridiplantae, Streptophyta, Magnoliopsida, Sapindales, Anacardiaceae. Gene Ontology annotation, cellular component: cytoplasm. The record is from RefSeq and is a predicted model, not a curated record.